Messenger RNA from Sitophilus oryzae (rice weevil), 1586 nucleotides. RefSeq names its product ribosome biogenesis protein NOP53. Gene Ontology annotation, cellular component: nucleolus. Gene Ontology annotation, biological process: rRNA processing; ribosomal large subunit assembly. Gene Ontology annotation, molecular function: 5S rRNA binding. The transcript is spliced from 5 exons. The record is from RefSeq and is a predicted model, not a curated record. The coding region runs from base 129 to 1577 and encodes 482 amino acids. Lineage: Eukaryota; Metazoa; Arthropoda; Insecta; Coleoptera; Curculionidae.
CUGUCAACAGUGUCAACUGUCAACAUUUUAGGUUAUGUAUUGAAUAUUGCAUGUUUUAGACUUUUUCUUUUAAACUCUAUGACUGUUUCCAUUAAUUAGUGUGAUAUUCGGUGCUUUUAGUAAUAAAAAUGGCAAUUUCUGGCACUAAACGAAAGCGUGUUUCGAAAAAAUCCAAACUAUCGUGGAGAAAACACACCAAAGUGAAAGAUAUCGAGACUUUUCUUGAUGACCAACGCGAAGAAGAACGCUUGGGAGCCCCUCUUGAAGUACUCACAAACGAACAACUGUUUGUUCUCGACACCAAACCACAAACCGAGUUAUUAACUUUGAGAGAGAAACGUAGACUUCGAGCUACAAGACCGCUAAAGGGCUUUGCAGCGUUACAACCACAUACUGGCGUUCCUGAUCCGAUUAAAAAAAGAAAUCGCGUAAAAACUAAAGAAGAGAGACAAAAGAAACUCAUAAAGAAAGAGGAUAAAAAUCGGAAGGCUAAAGAAAUUGAUGCUGUUUCACAAAGAAGGUUGAGUGAGAUCAGACGUGAAAAUGAAAGAAAUAAACGUGGGAACUUUAGCUUAGAUCUAUGGGGUGACACAAUAUCCCUUUCUAGCGAAUCUACUAUACAAAAGAAAGCGAAAGAGGCUCCAAAAGAUUUACAUAAAAAAAGAAGCGUUUUACCAGCAGUAGAGCUCCCCCAUCCCGGCAUGUCUUACAAUCCUUCGUUCAAAGACCACCAAGAACUACUACAAAUCAUUGUACAGGAAGAAUCAAAAGUUAUAAAGAAGGAAAAACAUCUUGCUAGAGUUACAAAGGAUAUUUUUCGAAAAGUAUCACAAGACAAGCAACAAAAAGAAUGGAUGAGUGAAAUGUCACAAGGAUUAGACUUGAAUCAAAAUAUGAAAUCAAAAAGUACCAUAAAAAAGGAAGAGAAUUAUGAUAGGAAAGCUAUAAAACAGGAAAAACAUUCAGCAAGAAGAGUCACAAAAGAUGCACAACACAAUGAAUGGCUUACCGAAACUGCACAAGGAUUAAACAUAAAUGAAAAAAUAAAAGAGGAAGAAAAUGAAGAUGAUUUGGAUAGAAUUAGCAUUAACCCUCCAACAAAAAACAAAAAGAAAACCCUACAACAACGCAGGAAACAAAGGGAACAACUGGAGUUAGAAAAACAAAGAGCAUCUCUGAAAAGAGAGAAGAAGAAAAUUGGAGACAUUCACAAAAUUAAGGUUCUCAAACAGAAUCUCGAAAAAAUCGAGAACAAACAGAAAAAACUAAGGGAGUUACGUAAAGUAAGGUUAGAUAAAAAGAAACUGGAACCAAAAGUAUUGAGUUCCAGCAAAAUAGACGAUCCGGGAUUUGAUUUCCAGAUGGGUGAAAAAAUAUCAGGAAAUCUAAGAUCUUUGCAAAAAGAAGGGAAUAUAUUAAGUGACAGGUUUGUGAGCCUUCAAAAACGAAAUAUCCUGGAACCAUCCAAAAGAGCACACAGAAAAAGACCCAAAAUAAAGAAAUAUGUUAAGCCUGGUCAUAAAGACGAUUGGGAAGUGACAAUUGCACGAGAAAAUAAACUUUUAUCUAAGAAAUAAAAAAAAUUA